Molecule: messenger RNA, 952 nt
Organism: Ilex paraguariensis (yerba mate)
Lineage: Eukaryota; Viridiplantae; Streptophyta; Magnoliopsida; Aquifoliales; Aquifoliaceae
Source: the annotation of a GenBank genome assembly
AUGUUAAAUAGGAAGCAAGAGAAGAACGUACAUAUGGAUCAGUUCUUUCAAUACGACACUUAUGGCGACAUGUGGUGUUUCGACGGGGCAUUUCCGGUGAAUCGAAGUGCUUUUUCUGGGUACACGGACCAGCCCGUUGAUGGAUUUCCGGCGAAGGGCGAUGAUGCCGGAACGAAUCGUCGGAAUGUGAACAAGAGGAUGAUUGAUUUCUUGAGAAGAAAUUGGACGCCGGUGUUGGAAACGAAAGGAAAUGAGAGGGAAAGAGGAUAUAGACACAUGAUGGACGAAAGGCUAAGGAGGGAGAAACAGAAGCAAAGUUACUUAGCGUUGCUUUCAAUGUUGCCUCCUGGAACUAAGAGUGAUAAAAACUCAAUUAUUCAAAUGACAGCUAAAGAAAUUGAAGAGCUUCAAAGAUACAAGGAAGAGUUGGAGACAAGGAACACUGAGCUUGAAGCAGUUUUGGAUGAUCAUCAGAGAGAAAGUAGGGAAGUAGAGAAAGCUAAGAUCAAAUUAAGGGUUACUUAUCCUUCAUGUGGGAUUUACUCUGUGUUGGAGGUUCUUAAAUGCUUGAAAAAUAUUGGGUCUAAAACCACAGCAAUCCAAUCAAAAUUUUCUUCAGAGGAGUUAUUAGCUGUACUUGAUAUUGAAACCAAGACUGGAGCAGCAGAAGCAGAGAAAGCAGUGCAAAGAACUCUCUUUGAAGUUGAAGGGAAGUUUCAUAGCCAUUUCCAUGAAAGAGACAGAGGUUUGAGUGAUGGUAGUAUGCCGUAAAUUAUACUUAAAAAUGAAGUAGCAUGGAAAGUCCACUAGGCAAUGACUUUCUUUUUUUUUUAUGUGUAAAGGGCAAAAGUGUAUUUGACUGUUUCCACUUCCCUCUCUCAAUUAUUAACUUUUUUACAUCGUCAACUCAACUAUUAGUUAGUUUUAUAUUACCACAAAAUUUUGCUUUCGU